AUGAWUGACUCUAGUCCUAAUGUGGAGUCGCUGUACAAUAUGGCAUUAAAUCAAUUAUGUCAUAACAAAGAUAUACCAAGUAUGUUAAAGUUAUUACAACCAACCAUCAGCUUACAAAUUAUAUGGAAGAUCUUGCGUGUCAACAAUGGUAGCAAAGAUUUUAUGUAUAAUCAUACGCUCCCCGAUAAAAACUCACUCCAAGAGCAGUGUUCACUUGAUCGAGGACGUGAACUUGCACAUAUUACAUUAAUGAACAAUUAUUCAAAUUCUUUCUAYGAUUUAGAUAUGAGAAGAUCAGAAAUUUAUAAAAUUCAUGGAGAAUUUGCCAUCACUCAACAAACCAAAUUUGUUGAUUGUUCAAGUUUUUCUUAUCAUUUUGACUUGGAAUUAUUGUUAAGAUUGGUGAAUGUUGCCAAUUGUCGAGGGCAACUUUUUACAAUAUUUCAAAUUUGUGUACAAAUGAAAGGACUUAAAUUUCCAAAGGAGUUAUCAGAUGAAUGGAUGAAAAUUAAAAUACUUGAUAGCACUCAUGAAAUAAUUUUUCAUCGAAUUGAACAAGGUCUAAAAUUAGGAAUUUUUCUUGGUGAUGCCGGCUGGCUAGAAGAGUGUGCUCAAGUAUUAUCUCACACAUACAGAAUAAUUACCACAAAAUGGGUUUGUCUUGAUAAAAACUUAGAAUUGUUGAAAAUUACCCAAUGCCUGACUAAAUGGUUAUUAGUGGUGUCCAAGUUGAAUAAAUAUGAUGAAGCUAAAAUGGUCUUAAAACAUAUGACAAAUACUAUUGAGAUCAUUGAAAAGAAAGAAGAAAGAACAUUUAGUAUGGCAUAUGCUUAUGUGGCGAUUUCACAGUACUAUUGUGCAUUAUUGGAAUUUGAUAAGGCUUGGUYGUGGGCAGUUGAAGCUAUCAAUGAACUUAGAGAUAAAAGUAGUAAAUUCUUGAGGCUGCUAAUUGGAAAUCAUGCCAUUAGGGUUUGUACUGUGUUGAACAAAUUGAACACAGCUAAAAAUUUGAUAAAUCAAUUGCGCACAUUCAAAGAUAAAAUGUAUCUGAACAAUCAUAUUGAAAUGUUAUUAAAUGAAGCAUUCUACUCAAUGAAAGCAGAAUUGACAGAAGAAAGUAUUCACAGUUACUUGAUUGCACUAGACUGUACACGGAAUUUGUUUGGUUACUUUAAUUUAAAUACUGCAAUUGCUUUAGUUGAUUAUGCGUAUGCUCGAUAUUUAAGCUAUAAAUCAGUAACUGACUAUAAUGAAGCUAUGCAGAGCUUGGAACAAGGCAUAUUUAUCGUUGAAACAUUGAGUUCACCAUGUUCAAUGAACAAAGAGUCAUACACCUAUAUGUUACAUGUUAAUAUUCAACGGAUAAAAGCAUUAAUACUAGAAAAAGCAGUAUCAUAUGAACUAAUGGGAGAUGUACAUAAUAUUAUGCAAAUUAAUAUAUUGAUGCCAGGAAAUGAAGGAAAUCGACGGUAUAUAAGACAUACGACGAUGCCGUUGUCAUCAAGGAAGAAAUUAUUAAUUCAAGCUGAAAGUAUCCAUUCAAACGCUUUAGAAAUUACUUUGAAAACAGUAGGAGUACAAACUCUGCUUUCAGCAAAAUCAUUUAGUAAUUUAGGUCAAAUUUAUCAAAGUCAGAAAAAAUAUGAAGAAUCCGAAAAAAUGUAUUUAAAAGCUAUUGAAAUAAAAAGAUCGAUUUUAGAUGAAGACAAUGCAGAAAUUGCUAUAUCUUUAGGUAACUUGGGUUGUUUGUACAUAAAAUGGCAAAAAAAAUUAAAAAAGAGCAAACUACUUCUUUUGAAAUCUUCAAAAAUGUUUAUAACUAAUUAUGUGUACCAAUACAAAGAAUUACUACAUGUUUUGGAAGGAUUAAAAUCACUUUUUAUCACACAAUUCAAUCAUGAUGGUUUUAAUCUAUGUAAUGAUCAUCUCAUAAAAACUAGGUUAUUAAGAAAAGCUUGGUUACUUCGUUUAAACGCUGCAGUUGAUGAAGACUAUACAAAGGAUGGAAUUAGAACUGAUAAUGACGAUGAACUUGAAGGUUUUGGGGGCUGUUAA
This is a messenger RNA of Diuraphis noxia (Russian wheat aphid), 2055 nucleotides long. RefSeq names its product amyloid protein-binding protein 2-like. Gene Ontology annotation, cellular component: Cul2-RING ubiquitin ligase complex. Gene Ontology annotation, biological process: proteasome-mediated ubiquitin-dependent protein catabolic process; intracellular protein transport. Gene Ontology annotation, molecular function: protein binding; ubiquitin-like ligase-substrate adaptor activity. The record is from RefSeq and is a predicted model, not a curated record. NCBI's taxonomy places the organism in Eukaryota, Metazoa, Arthropoda, Insecta, Hemiptera, Aphididae.